UAUGCAGUUCGAUUCAGGAAAGUCCAGAAGGUCUAAGAUCUUUCGUAAGAAUUUUAGAUAUUCUUCUAUUUUACAAUUAUAUGAAGAACCUCCAACUGAAAAAGUAUCUUUAAGCGAAUUUGAAGAGUAUGCUAUCGACAGAAUAAAGUUGUUAAAGAUCGUAGAAAAUGUUGGCUUAAAGCAUGUAAAAGGAAGCGAAGAAUACUGUAUGGCUAUCAAAAAGGAAAUGGCAAACGGAAAAUUGGAAGGCCUUCCACUCCGUUUAAAAGACCAUAGCAUAGAGGCGAACUUGGAAAAAGUCAUGAAAAAAGAUCACGUUUCUCAUUUUAUCCUAAGAUUAGCGUUUUGUCGAACUGAGGAUUUACGAAGAUGGUUUUUGGCUCAAGAACUAGACCUGUUCAAGCUUCGAUGGUCUUUAAUGACUGCCGAUGCUCAAAAAGCAUUCAUGUUAGAAAAUCGAAUGCAUUAUAAUCCAAUUUCGGAUAGUGAAAAGAGUGAAAAAUUGACUGAAUUGACUGCAUCUACUUUUAGACCAAGCAUUCAUAAAUCAAAUACAACACUUGCUUUGAAUACUGAUUUUUAUAAGGUUCCUUUUACAGAAGCGAUUGAGCUUGUAAGAACAAGAAAAGUUUAUAUUGAAAAGGGUCAAGCAUAUAUACCCUCCAAUGAAGUUAUUGUUCUCAUUCAAAACUAUUUUAGAAUGAAAAUCUCGGCGGCUUUAGUGCUGACUACUAAAACACUAUCGCUUAUGGAAGAAGAUGAUCGACUUGGUCCAAUACUUGACGCCUGUGCUAAGCGUCAUAUAGGUAUAGAAUAUGUAACUAGGAAAAAUAUAAAAGACGGGGAAGUAACACCGGAAAUGUUGGAUCAACUUUCUAAAGAAUCAUUUCCACCUUGUAUGCAACAAUUACAUCAUAAUCUGAAAACGAACCAUCAUCUUAAGCACAACGGUAGAAUGCAGUAUGGUUUAUUCUUAAAAGGAAUUGGUUUGUCCAUGAACGAUGCAAUUAGAUUCUGGAAAACAGAGUUUUGCAAACAGAUGGAUGGAGAUAAAUGGGAUAAACAGUACUUGUAUAAUAUUAGACAUAAUUAUGGCCAUGAGGGUAAGAGGGCUAAUUAUACUCCAUACUCAUGCUCAAAGAUAUGUUCUAUGACACCUGGUCCUGGUGAAAGCAACGGUUGCCCAUUCAGACACACUGACGCAUCUGUUCUUCGUCAACGGCUUCAAGGAAUGUCACUGAAUAGGGAAGGCAUUGAUACUAUUGUAGAAUUUUCGAAAAAAGGUCACCCUCAAUUAGCUUGUGGUAAAUAUUUUGACAUGGUACAUAAUCAAGAUAUUGGCUUCACUCCAAAUCACCCAAAUCAUUAUUUCGAUGAGAGUAGAAAUGUUUUAAAUCCUAAAGUCGUUGAAGGACAGAAGGAAAGACCGGUUGUAAAACCAAAAUUGGUUCCAACAACUUCUAAACAGCCUUUAAAUGUAAAAAAAGAGUUAGAGAAUAGUUCAUUUGAUGAAGAUCUUAUGACAAUGGAUAUGGAGUAA
This is a messenger RNA of Dimorphilus gyrociliatus, 1540 nucleotides long. The record is from the annotation of a GenBank genome assembly. NCBI's taxonomy places the organism in Eukaryota, Metazoa, Annelida, Polychaeta, Dinophilidae.